Aspergillus mulundensis is the source of this 480-nucleotide messenger RNA. Its product is annotated as ribonuclease H2 subunit C. Gene Ontology annotation, biological process: RNA catabolic process. The transcript is spliced from 4 exons. Gene Ontology annotation, cellular component: ribonuclease H2 complex. The record is from RefSeq and is a predicted model, not a curated record. NCBI's taxonomy places the organism in Eukaryota, Fungi, Ascomycota, Eurotiomycetes, Eurotiales, Aspergillaceae. The coding region runs from base 1 to 480 and encodes 159 amino acids.
AUGUUCGCCAUUCAACCCCAGCAUAAAAGCUCCGAAUCAAAGGACAAGGAGUCCACCGACAAGUGCAUACCUAACAUCCUUCCCUGUCGUAUCCACCACGAUGGUGCUGUUGAAUCGCUGAACCGAUACUGGACGCCGAAAGCAGAUCCGGAAGACAACAAUCUUCAGACCGCAUACUUCCGGGGCCGGAAAUUACGAGGGAGGCGCGUGCAUUUACCCGAGGGAUAUGAGGGGGUUGUGGUAACGCACACAGACCGCGAGAUGCCAACGACUAUAGGCAGUGAGACCGUAAGCGCGGAAGGCGAACGCGAUGAGCCGAUCAAGGUGCUGGAGAAACAGGCUACCUUUGGCGAUUAUAUGGUCUGGGGACACGAAAUGAUCCCCGCCGCGGAUGAUUCAUUCGUCAAGGGGGUGGAAGAGUGGGUGAAGUUUGCUGGGGUGAUGCAUACUGUUGAUGGGGACGAAAAGAAGUCCGCUUGA